Danio rerio (zebrafish) is the source of this 1052-nucleotide messenger RNA. NCBI's taxonomy places the organism in Eukaryota, Metazoa, Chordata, Actinopteri, Cypriniformes, Danionidae. The record is from RefSeq and is a predicted model, not a curated record.
CAGCAAGAAGGCCAGAGUCAGCAGACCGUAAAGAGCGAGUUGGGGUGUAGGGGACAAGCAUGUUGCAGAGAUAGGAGGGUGCAAGGUUAUUUAAGGAUCUAAAUGCAAGGAGGAGAAUUUUGAAUUUAAUCCGGUAUGCAACCGGGAGCCAAUGAAGAUCAUACAAGAUUGGGGUUAUGUGAGCCGAACGUUUGGUAUGAGUGAGUAUUCUAGCUGCAGAGUUUUGAAUAUACUGUAAUCUGGAGAUGAGGCUGGCAGGCAGGCCAAUGAAAAGAGCAUUACAGUAGUCGAUGCGUGAGGAGACAAAUGCAUGGAUGACAGUCUCAGCCUCCUUGCUACUGAUGAAGGGACGCAGUUGUGAAAUGCGACAGAAUCUUGCACUCAGAGGACAGGCUGUACAGUCUUCUACAUAUGUUGCAUGGUCUAGUUUUGCGAUUGAUGGUUAUUCCACCAGUUGCACACACACCAAAACUGAGACGAACCCAUGGUGGAGGCUGGAACUGCCAAAUUCAUUCAGCAUCGGAAGAGUUGUGUUCAUUAACAGAAUCGACUGCUGUCCAGCACUAAUAGACGGAGCCCAGAUUCUCAUCGGAGACUCCCUGGUGAACAACGGCAGCAGCAACUCCAAAUGUGCGGAGAUUUCUGGUCUUUCAGCAGGUCAGUCUGUCUCGUAUUCAUGUGGUGGACUGCAAGGCCGUUAUGUGAUUGUGUUUGUUCCUGGAGACUUCAAGAAUCUGACUGUGUGUGAACUGAUGGUCUAUUCCACAGGUAACGUUCAGUUAAAUGGAUAUGCUGUUCAGUCAUCUAUAUAUGAAUACUGGCACGCCCAAAGCGGGAAUGAUGGAAUAAAAUUCGCACCAGGCCAGAAUUCAUUUUGCACCCAUACAAAGACAAACACGAACCCGUGGUGGAUUCUGGAUCUGCUGGACACUUACUACGUGGAUUUUGUUACCAUCACAAACAGAGCCGACUGCUGCGCCGAAAGAAUCAACGGAGCCGAGAUUCACAUCGGAAACUCAACAGAAAACUACACCUACAACAAUCCCAUGUGA